Messenger RNA from Macadamia integrifolia, 2295 nucleotides. RefSeq names its product E3 ubiquitin-protein ligase RDUF1-like. The coding region runs from base 576 to 1757 and encodes 393 amino acids. The transcript has a single exon. Gene Ontology annotation, molecular function: ubiquitin protein ligase activity. The record is from RefSeq and is a predicted model, not a curated record. Gene Ontology annotation, cellular component: cytoplasm. Gene Ontology annotation, biological process: protein ubiquitination. Lineage: Eukaryota; Viridiplantae; Streptophyta; Magnoliopsida; Proteales; Proteaceae.
AAUCCUCUCCCCGUCUUGCAUCUAAUUUCUCUCCAUAACGGGACCUCUCUCUCCUGUUUCCUCUCCCUUUCUGUCUGUCUCUUCUCUGAUCUUCCUUCCUUUAGUUUCUCUACUUCUGGAUCUGGAAAUCUGCAGGUACUGAGCUGUUCUUUUUCUUUUUCUUUACUUCCUCUCCUAAGGAGUCUGAGUGACGUUUAUUAGGAUUUCUUGAAGAUUUGGGGAUUGAAUUUCCAGUAGAUCGGUGAGAAAAAAAGAAGCGAAAUUUAGGGUUUUUGUUUGUUAUCCUGUACGUGAGACCCUGAUUUUGGGAUAUUGACCUGGAGUUCUUGGUCUGAUUUCUUUCUUUGGUGGCUGAGGUUGUUGAGGAAAGUUAGGGACUCUUAAUCUCUUUUCUCAGAUCUGUUAAAGGUCUGUUGGGAGUUAGGAAUUCGGGUAUUUGAAAGAAGUAGUUCUUGUGUUUGACUAUUGUUCCGAUUGGUUGAGGUUGUUUCUGAAACGAAAGAACGCUUUUUUUUUUUGUCUGAGGUUUGUAAACACCGAAGGGCAUUGCUAGGGUUUGUAUACGGAACUCACAGAUGUCUUCGGCUGGAUCUUCUUACUGGUGCUACAGAUGCAGUCGGUUUGUUAGGGUUUGGGGCCGAGAUCCCGUCGUCUGCCCAGAUUGUGAUGGAGGAUUUGUUGAAGAGGUCGAAAACUCUCCCCGGGUUUCACAUGCGGAGGAUCGACGCCGAAGAUUUCCUGCGGCUGCCAUGUACAUGCUCGGGAAUCGGCCCCCUUCUGAUCAGAACAGGCAUCUAGGUUCACGCCGUAGCCGAAGGAAUGGUGGUGACCGUUCACCUUUCAAUCCUGUUAUUGUACUCAGAGGGCCUGCUGAUGGCGGUGGCGCUGAAGGUGGUGUUGAUGGGGGUGGUGGUGGCGGCGGCGAGAGGGGAAGCUUUGAGCUGUACUACGAUGACGGUGCUGGUUCAGGCCUCCGCCCGCUGCCUGCUAGCAUGUCAGAUUUCUUGAUGGGAUCAGGCUUUGACCGCCUGCUGGAUCAACUGGCCCAGAUCGAGGUCAACGGGGUUGGCCGCUGCGAGCAUCCCCCGGCUUCCAAGGCUGCGGUUGAGUCCAUGCCCACAAUCGAGAUCGUUGCCAGCCAUGUCGUCACUGAAUCCCACUGUGCGGUCUGUAAGGAACCGUUUGAGCUUGGUUCAGAGGCCCGUGAGAUGCCAUGUAAGCACAUCUACCAUUCCGAUUGCAUUCUCCCUUGGCUUUCUCUACGGAAUUCUUGCCCCGUUUGCCGCCACGAAUUGCCUUCGGAUGUCCGUGGCAGAAACUCAGGCGCGUCCGAUGGAAGCCAGGAAGAGCAAUCUCCUGCUGUGGCGGACGAAGACACUGUGGGGUUGACCAUAUGGAGGCUCCCUGGUGGUGGAUUUGCAGUUGGGAGGUUUUCUGGGGGUAGACGUGCUGCUGAACGUGAGCUUCCCGUUGUUUAUACGGAAAUGGACGGCGGUUUCAACACUGGAGGGGCUCCAAGGAGGAUUUCAUGGACCUCCAGGGGAAGCAGAACGAGGGAGAGUGGGGGAUUGGGGCGGGUUUUCCGAAAUUUCUUCUCUUUCUUUGGGAGAUUUAGAUCUUCGUCUUCUCAUUCAAUCCCAGAAUCUGGGGCUACCCGCAGAAGUCAACCUAGUUCGGUUUUCAGUAGAACUUCGCGAAGGCGCAACAACAGCAGCGCUUGGACGGUGGAAGACAACGGUGGGAUUCCGAGAUGGUGAUUUGGUUGGACUUGAGUAUUGGGUGGGGAAAAGGCUGGAGGCCACUCAAGGAAAAGGUCCCCCUCCCACCCCCCGCCGCCCCUCCUUUUGUUUUUUUGCUUCUUCAGCUAACUGUGUUCUCUGACCAAUCCUUUGAUCAAAUUGUAGUUCUAGUAUCAUUGAGGAAGGAGAGAACUGUAGAAGGCAGCUCUUUUAUCACUGUACAUAUCAAAGAUUGAGAAAGAAGAGAAGAAUGUCCGGUAAUUAAGAAAAUUUGUUUAUUGAAGCAAUGUGGUGGAGGUGGGGAAGGAAAGAGGAGUAGGGAAUUAUGCUGUUUCCAGGUCCCGAAGCCAAAGAAGUGGCUUCAAUCUCACUGUUUUCGACUUCGUUGCCUUCUGUAUGAUUCUAUACAUAGCUAUAUUUUUUGUUUCUUUCCUGGAAGUCGUCAAUUUCUUCAGCUCAGUGUAUGUAUCUUCAGCUCAUCUAUGCAUAAUCCCUUUGGAAUUGUAUUCUUAUGAGGCAUUCUUGGAUGAAUUCAUGAACUUUGUUUCUCUGUUCA